AUGAUCUCAUUCAUCAAUUCUCAAAGUUCUAAUAGUCAAAAAACAUAUGAUGCGACAAAUAAAAAAAUGGAAAAGAAACUAUUAAAAUUUUUAGAUACAUUAAAACCGGGUAUAUGUUCGAAUAUCAUAUUAAAUAAAACAAAAACAAAUUUAUUUUCACCAAAAUUAAUUGGUCGACUUUUACCACAAGGUACAUUUAGUACACCAAUACAGGCAUUUGAAUAUUUAUAUGGCAUAUUUUGUCAAAUACAAGGUUUAUUAGUAAGAACAAAUAGUGUUCAAUCAACAGAAUUAAAACAAAUUACAUUUGAUCAAAAUAAAUAUUUAUGUGGUGCUGAAAUAAUUUUAGUAUUAGCUCCAAAAAAUAUUAGUUUAACAUUUUUUGCAUUUGUUGCAUUUGAUAGUCAAUUUAGAAUAUGUGGUUAUGAUGCACAAGUAAGAAAUAAUGGACUUACAUUUGAUGAUCCAUCAUCAACAGAUGCUGCAACAAUUCAAGGACUAUGUCAAGGUAUUCAACAAAUAUGUAAAGGUCGUUAUCAACAGUAUUCAAAUCGUAGUGAUUGUAUUAAUUUUAUGACAAAAAAAAUUCCAUAUGGUACAUUUGAUCAAGGUGAUCAAGAUAGUGUUACUUGUCGAACAAUUCAUAUUAAGUUAGCAUCAAUAUCACCAGAUAUACAUUGUCCACAUGUAGGAAAAACAGGAGGUGGAGCAUGUACAAAUAAAACAUCACAAUCCUACUAUAAAAAUGAUAAUUAUAUGAAAUGUGCAUAUAAACGACCUGAAUAG
Molecule: messenger RNA, 786 nt
Organism: Didymodactylos carnosus
Lineage: Eukaryota; Metazoa; Rotifera; Eurotatoria; Philodinida; Philodinidae
Source: the annotation of a GenBank genome assembly